Molecule: messenger RNA, 1611 nt
Organism: Thlaspi arvense
Lineage: Eukaryota; Viridiplantae; Streptophyta; Magnoliopsida; Brassicales; Brassicaceae
Source: the annotation of a GenBank genome assembly
AUGAGUUCCUCUGACUCUUCUUCCGCGGAAUCUCGUCUAGCCACGGCUAAGACGGUUCUCACAACCGCAGCUUCGGUGGCUGCAACCGCAAUGCUAGCUAAAUCGUUAGUCCAAGAUUAUUUACCUGACGAGGUGCACCAGUACAUCUCUUAUGGCUUUCGCUACUUCUUUGGUUACUUCUCCUCCCAAAUGACAAUAAUCAUUGAAGAAUUCGAAGGGUUUGUUCACAACGAAGUCUUUGAGGCCGCAGAGGCCUAUCUAGCCACCAAGAUCUCUCCUUCUAACAAAAGAAUCAAAGUGAGUAAACACGAGAAAGAAAACAACUACAACGUCACCGUGGAACGUGACGAGGAAGUCAUGGACACCUUCAAUGGCGUCAAGUUCCAUUGGGUCCUCCAUUGUCGCCAUGUCGAGUCCAAGAACUUCCACAACCCGCGAGAUCUGAACUCCACACUCAGAUCCGAGGUCCGAUCAUUUGAGCUCAGUUUUCACAAGAAAUUCAAGGACAUGGCUCUUGAAUCUUACUUGCCAUUCAUGGUGAAAAGGGCCACGCUGGUGAGGAAUGAGAAGAAAACGCUCAAGAUCUUCACUCUCGACCCAGAUUCCAUGUAUGGGACUUACUCGGACGCUUGGACCUCUGUGGUUCUUGACCAUCCUUCUACAUUCAAGACGCUAGCAAUGGAUUCAGAUGUUAAGAGAAAUGUGAUGGAGGAUCUAGACCAGUUCGUGAAGCGUAGGGACUUUUAUAAAAGAGUUGGUAAAGCUUGGAAGAGAGGAUACUUGUUGUAUGGUCCACCGGGCACAGGGAAGUCUAGCUUGAUCGCAGCCAUGGCAAAUCAUCUCAACUUCGAUAUUUACGACCUAGAAUUGACUGCGGUUAACAACAACUCUGAGCUCCGACGAUUGUUGAUUGCCACUGCUAACCGUUCAAUUCUUGUUGUGGAAGAUAUCGAUUGUUCUAUCGAACUGAAAGACAGGACAACCGAUGAAGUUCCCAACGAAGCAGACGAACCUAAUGACCCACGGUACAAAAAAGUAACACUCUCUGGACUGCUAAAUUUCAUAGACGGUCUGUGGUCAAGCUGCGGCGACGAGAGGAUCAUAAUAUUCACAACUAAUUACAAAGAGAAACUUGACGCAGCGUUGUUGAGACCAGGACGCAUGGAUAUGCACAUCCACAUGUCGUACUGCACGCCGAGUACUUUCAAGGCUCUUGCUUCAAACUAUCUAGAGAUCAAAGAUCAUCCCCUUUUCAGCAAGAUCGAGGAAGGUAUUGAGGCAACGGAGGUUAGUCCAGCAGAGGUUGCAGAACAGCUCAUGAGGAAUGACACUGUUGAUAAGAUUCUUGAGGGUUUGAUUGAGUUCUUGAAAAUCAAGAAGAUCGAGAACGAACAAGAUAAGGCCAAAAAAGAAGAGCAAGAUUUGAAGAAGAAUGAAAAGACCAUUAAGGGUAAAGAUUCGAAGGUCAAGAAUAGCCAAGAUGUGGAUGAACAGCUUGUGAGAAAUGACCGUGUUGAUAAGGUUCUUGAGGGUUUAGUCGAGUUAUUAAAAGCCAAGAAGAUUGAGGAUGACGAAGCCAAACAUGUGGAGGCAGCUAGCAUUAACUUGUGA